GAAAUUUUCUCUUCAGGAAAUAUGGCACAGCAACUAUUGCCAUAUAAACUUCAACCUCCAAAGAACUUGUCUGCAUUACAUAAAACAAGUGUCGAGCUUGGAUAUCCCGAUUUUUAUCCUCCAAAACCAGGUCAAGAUGAAGACCAAAUGACUGAGGAGAAUGUACAACAAGGUUUCACUGGCGCUCCCUUUGUGGUACGAGAGUCUAUCUCCGCACAGGAUAUGAUGUUGGAUGAUAUAAGAGACCCAAAAGGUCUUGAGAAUCUCGGGGAGUUCAUGACUGACAUAAUGAGACGUAAACAUCAGAUUAACACUUUUGAAGAAUCUUCUCCAUACACUGUACCACAAAUAGUUUGGAUGUCUGCCGAAAGUAGAGAUGAAUGGUUAAGGAAGCUGGCUGGCAAUAGUCCACUUAAAGAAUUGGCAAAGAGUGUUCCGAGAGUGUAUGAAAGUUCACAUGUCGAAGGAGUAACUUUGCUGGAGCUUGUUACUCAACAUAGAGUUCCUCUUGCACGUGCUACUUGGUUUACCAAGAUAGUGGGGAUUAAUUUAAUUAAUUCAAGAACAACUCAUCAAGACAAUUCUAACAAUGCUACGCAAGAGCACAAAAAAAAUUGGAAUGCAACAUUUCACACCUUUAUUCAAAAACAAGGUCGUGAUUAUGAUCCUGAUAAGUGGCGAUAUAGGCAUUUUGAUGACGGAUUACUUGAUCAACGAAUUCUUAGAGCGACACUAGACAGUUUGGAUAGGGCUGAUCAUUUAAACACCAUUAUUUGGUUGUGGUUUGUUCAACAAUUCUUGGAGGAGUUUCAACGAUCCCGAACGUUAAUGAGGUUAUUGAUAGAAAUUAUCUUAAAGAAAUUACAAGAUAUAUACCAACACCCUGCAAUUAUUCCAAAGCUCGAUAUUGUCAUAAAGAUGCUGAAGAAUAUGCUACAAACACUUUUUCUAGCCACUCCUGAUAUGUUUGUGUUUCCUCUUUGUUGGAACACAUACAAAGACCUCUUGCGAUGUGUUUUUGUUGAAGAUAGUUCUGUUAAAUCAGAUACUGCUAUACCAAAAAAUAUGAAACGACAAAUGGAAAGAUAUUACGAAUUGAUACGUGCUAGGAAUGAGGUAUUUGAUAAAGAAAAACCAGACAUGAUCGGGAAAAGAAAUGCACAAGAAUUACAACAAUCUAGGAUAAUUGAUGUAGGUGUAUUAACAUUAGUGAUCCUAGAUAAAGUUGGUUUCCAUUCUGACUAUCAAAAUAUUACAGCAGAAUACUUUCGUACAAAUAGUAAAUUUCCAAUGUUAGAAAAAGAAGUAUCAACUCAUAUUUACGGAUUAUGUUAUUGGGCUGUAACUAAACAUCGUGCUGGUGAUUAUCGUAUUUACUCUGUAAGCACUAUACUCGAUAUAUGGAAAAACGCUAUGACAAAUGCAGAUGAAAAAUUACAGCGUCAGACUACAAUUCAAAACUCUUUAAUGGAUUUUUUGGAUAUUUAUCCCCUUGGCUGUAAUGGAAUAUGUGAAAAAGAUGAAUGCAAUAUAAUUGCGGGAUUAUUUGGUGAACUUAUUCGCAAUGGACAUUUUUCUCAUCAACGUUAUUUACAACGGUUGAUCGCAAGGGGAGAUGUUCUACAUGAGAGAAGGACAUCAGAGAGAUCAAAAAGGCACCUGAAAUAUGUAAAAUAUUUCCCACUCUUUAAUACAGAACUCCAUCAUUUAAAUCAAAGACGGGUCAUUUUACAUAACGUUAAUUGCAAUAACACUAACGAUGAAGAUGAUUAUGAAUCUAUGGUCAUGAAGAUAAAAGAUAAGCUUCCAUACAUGUUUUUGAGAACAGAUGAUGAGUUAGAUAGGCCGAGAGUAGAUGAUCCAGUUUCUGAUAUGCACUUGGCAUUAAAUUUUGAACAUGAAACAAUAGAAUUUAUGCGGAAUGUGACAAAAUUUUGUCAGAUAAAAGUAAUACAAACGUGGCUUCUCCCGCAAGUGAAAUCCUUCGUGCAAAAUACCCCUAUUGGCCCAAACAAUUGGCGUAAUCCGACACAACCUGGGUCAUCAAUGUUAAAUGCGCGUCAGUUUUCAACAAUAGUCAAAGUUAUUGAAUUUGCAAAAGAUUAUAAUUCAUUAUUAGAUCUUCUGCUGUGGGUUCUUGAAAACUCGAUGGAAAGAAGCCUAUUUCAAUCGAUAAUUGAUACAUUACAACGGCACAAAAUCGUUUGGGAUGCUAUGGGUAAAUCAGAACAAGUGCUUGAUGCACUUAUGAAAAAGAACGAUCAAUUACGUGAUAAGAGGGAAAUAGAAGUAUGUAUAGUGGAAUACUUAAGAAAGUCCACACACGAAUUUAUGAAUGCUAAAAAGGGAAAAUUGGAUCAAGAUAUACAAUCACAAAUGAAGUCACAAUUAACACAAGCCGUAUCGCGUCAUUAUACUCGUUUUGAUGCUGAAGCCUGCAUUAGUAUGAAACAAUUUUUGAGCCGUGUCAAAGCUUUGAAUACAGAUCCACGUUUGUUUCAGUCAGAUGCCGAUGGAUUAUAUAAAAUAUUCGAAUCACAUAUAAACAUUAUAAUUGAAUACACUCGUAAUUACACUGAUGAAAACUCCACAGAGGGUAGAAUAGUUAUUGGAAUUUUUGGUGAUCUAUUUAGAGAUAUUUGUGAUAGAACAAUAGAUGGUCUUGAUAUGGUUUUCAAAAAAUGGAUUAAAAAUAAAAGUCUUACUCGUGCAGAUGAGGAUAGCAUUUUCGGGAGUGAAAAUAAUCUUUUACUGUUUUUCUUUGUAACACUCGUUUUUAGACAUUUGAUUGGCAUGGAAACAAUGUUAGAGAAUCUCUGUGACAAGAGUCUAACACGUUUAGUUGAAAAAUCGAUGAACCAAAAGCAAUUGGAUUCAAAAGAAACAAUCGAAUGCAAGAAUUUGGUGAACCUAUUGAGAUUAUUACUUUUACAAGAUGGUGAUAAUCAUUCUAUCAAGUUACCGUUGGGCACGAUGGAAAUUCAAGUGCUAAAAUCUUAUUGCGAAACAUUAUCUCAUAAUAACGAAUUUAUUGAAAUAAUCUCUGCUGUUUUCCAAAAACUUGCUAUUGUUGAAUAUUUUAUUGAUUCUAAGGAUCCGUUUGUGAAAGAUCUUAUACAAUUAAGAGUCGACUUUUCUAGGAUCGA
This is a messenger RNA of Racocetra persica, 3146 nucleotides long. Lineage: Eukaryota; Fungi; Glomeromycota; Glomeromycetes; Diversisporales; Gigasporaceae. The record is from the annotation of a GenBank genome assembly.